Messenger RNA from Bactrocera latifrons, 471 nucleotides. Its product is annotated as larval cuticle protein 9-like. Bases 37 to 384 code for a protein of 115 amino acids. The transcript has 2 exons. The record is from RefSeq and is a predicted model, not a curated record. Lineage: Eukaryota; Metazoa; Arthropoda; Insecta; Diptera; Tephritidae.
GGCGUCUGUCACACAAAUCACUGAGCAACCGAAAAUAUGAAGUUCCUUAUUGUAUGCGCCUGCAUGUUGGUCAUUGCCUUCGCCAACGAGGAAGCCAAUGUACUUAGGAGCGAGCAAGAAGUUGAGCCCGAUCGUUUCAACUAUGUACUUGAACUCGACAAUGGUGUGCUCCUAGAGCAGCAAGGUCGCUUGGAAGGUGAUGAUGUCUGGAAGGUGGAUGGAUCUUUCAAAUUCAUCUCGCCAGAAGGUGAAGAGGUCGGUUGGUCUUACAAUGCCGAUGAUAAUGGUUUCCAUCCCGAUCCAAACAGCAAGUGGAUCCAUCCUAUCCCUGAGCACAUCCUCAAGUCCAUUGAAUACAUUAAGAACCAUCCAAGCCAAGAAUAAUGUGCUCACACUGUAAGAACUAAUUACUCUUUCAUUUAAGUUUUAAUUUGCUUGCUAAUGAAAAUAUAUGGACGAAUGUGAUAUUAA